Molecule: messenger RNA, 231 nt
Organism: Penicillium alfredii
Lineage: Eukaryota; Fungi; Ascomycota; Eurotiomycetes; Eurotiales; Aspergillaceae
Product: cytochrome c oxidase VIIc family protein
Exons: 3
Coding region: 1-231 (76 amino acids)
Biological process (GO): mitochondrial electron transport, cytochrome c to oxygen
Source: RefSeq, a predicted model, not a curated record
AUGUACGCCACUGCUAUCCGGGCCAGAAUGGCCACCCUCGCUGCCCGUCGUGGCUUCUCCACCACUCGUGCCCAGCUCGGUAGUCCCUACCACUACGCUGAGGGCCCUCGCACCAACAUUCCCUUCAACCCUCUGACCAAGCACUUCUUCUGGAGGUACUGGGCUUUCAUGAUCACCGGUUUCGGUAGCCCUUUUGCCAUUGCCGUCUGGCAAACCUACAAGACCCGCUAA